GGCGCUCCGCCGGACCUGGAGUUCAGUGCGCUUGCGCAGUAUCGGGCUGCGGAGAGGACUGCCCGUGGCGCCUGCAGUUCGCCGCCGCCGCCCCUGUCAUCUUCGGUCCUGCAGCGGAAGCUGGCACCCUUGGCGCUUCCUUGUUCUGUUCCCGCGGAGAGUGGAAGCUUCAGAAGGAAUUUUUGCCUGUUUACCGCUGUGUUAGCAGCUAGCACGAUGUCUGGCACAUGAUUGGGAUGUGGUAAUGCCAGCCAGACUUCUGAGAGCCCUGUCCGGAUCACACAGUGUAUUAUCAAAAUCACAUCUGUGCAGAAGACUUGUUCAUCUGACAUUAAAACCACUUAAGGAAUUUGAAAAUACCACAUGCAGCAGCACCCUGGCAAUCCAUCAGACCUUGGAUUCAUUCUUUCCCGUUACAGCAGGUGGUGGAUUGAAUAAGCCUCAGAUCCUGGAAAUGAACCAGGUAGUAUCAGCUGCAAACAAACUCUCUCCAAUAGCUGCUGUGCAUUGCUGGGAUGAAAAAGCACACCUUCCAACCAUGAACUUGCUUGGCAUUCAGAGGAAUGUGAUCCACAAUCCAAAUCUCUUGGAUUCUAAGUGGUUUAUAAAAAUAUUACAGAGGCAUUACUCAUCUAUCUCAACUGAAACAUUUAUUCCAAAACAAGACUUUCCGCAGAUCAAGAGACCACUGAAAGCAUCCAGGACCAGGCAGCCAUCCAGGACCAACCUUCCGAUUCUGUCCGUGAAUGAGAACCUGAUGCACUGCACAGCAUUUGCAACAGCAGAUGAGUAUCAUCUGGGAAAUCUGUCUCAAGAUCUGACCUCCCAGGGAUAUGUGGAAGUAACAAGCUUGCCCAGAGAUGCAGCAAAUAUUUUGGUGAUGGGUGUGGAAAAUUCAGCAAAAGAAGGUGAUCCUGGAACAAUAUUCUUCUUCAGGGAAGGAGCUGCUGUGUUUUGGAAUAUAAAAGACAAAACAAUGAAGCAUGUAAUGCAAAUUCUAGAGAAACACGAAAUCCAGCCCUACGAAGUUGCACUGGUGCACUGGGAAAAUGAGGAGCUUAACUACAUGAAAGUAGAGGGGCAGUCUAAACUUCACAGAGGGGAAAUCAAGUUAAAUUCAGAGCUGGAUUUAGAUGACACCAUUCUAGAAAAAUUUGCAUUCUCCAAUGCUCUUUGCCUUUCAGUGAAACUGGCUAUUUGGGAAGCGACACUGGAUAAAUUUAUUGAGUCUAUUCAGUCAAUUCCAGAGGCUUUAAAAGAUGGGAAGAAAGUGAAACUAUCUCAUAAAGAAGUUAUGCAGAAAAUGGGUGAACUCUUUGCCCUAAGGCACCGUAUCAACUUGAGUUCAGACUUCUUGAUCACACCUGAUUUCUAUUGGGAUAGAGAAAACCUGGAAGAACUUUAUGAUAAAACUUGUCAGUUUCUUAGUAUUACCCGAAGAGUUAAGUCAUUUCCCGUUGUUGUGAAAAAAUACUGGACAAAACAACUUAAUGGAAGAAGGAUUUAUUGUGGCCCACAGUGUCAGAGGCUUCGGUCCACAGUCAUGUGGCUCUGUUCUUCUGGGGCCGUGUGUGUGAAGCAAGGACAUCAUGGUGUGGAGAUGCGGUGGAACACAGCAGCUCACCUUAAGGCAGACUAGAAGCAGAGAAAGAGACAAGAAGCACCGGGGACAAGGUCAUGAAUGAAAAACUUCAGCACUGCAUGGAACUGACAGAUCUAAUGCGGAAUCACCUGACUGAGAAGAGGGCACUGCGCCUAGAGUGGAUGAUUGUCAUUCUCAUCACCAUAGAGGUGACUAGAUUCUGUACCACUGUCACGUACCUUAACCUUUUUACUAUAUGGACCUAGCGAUAGACAAUUUGAGAUAAAAAAAAUUGUAGGAAAGAUGAUGACUUUUGGCUCUAAUUAGUAAGUCCGUAGAAGUGAUGUUAAGCCUCAAAUGACUAUAUUUUGCAAUUGCAUUAAGUAAUAAAAAGGUUCCACACGUUUUCAAGACAGCAUUAUGGCUUUAAAUCAUAAUGUGCAGCUAAUCAAUACUUGUGCCUCAGAUCUGCAGCAUCCCAAGUGAGAAGGGUAACAUUUACUUUUCAUUCAUCACAAUCUUAGAAGUCAUCUUAUUGUGUACCAAUAAAUUGUUUGCCAUAGAAUUAAUAAUUUUUUUUUUAAUCCGAAGGUAAUGUUUGAACUGGGACGAGUGUUUUUCUGACCACUGGUAACUAGUGCUGCUGCAAGAGAUACUCAAGUUCUACAAUCAAAAAUCAGUGUUCACUAUUAGGUGACCUCAUAUUUAAUAAGUAUUUAAUUUUUUUAAUCAAGAAAUUGUUAUAAUUAUCUUUUCCAGCUCCUAAACAUACUGCUGCUUGAAUAAAAAUUAUAUAAUCUGGUGUUUGGGUCUACGUUGACAGUUGAAAAGGAAAAAAAUUUUUAUCAGUGUAAAGAACUUUGGAUCAUUUUAGCAUCUAGGAAAUCUCAGCAAGGUACUCCUUAUAGCUAGAAACUUUAGAUUUUGGUCACCACGUCUUAAAUUUACCCUGGGAGUCAGUCUUGGCUAAAAAUCCAUACAGGAACCUACUAGUGUUGAAAUCAAUACUGGUGGCAGAAAUAAACUUUAUGCACCCAUUUUAGAGGACCUAAUUUGAAUAUGACUGCUUACUGGCACAGUGCUUUUUAAUCAAUAUUUGUCUUCACCACCCAAACAAGUGACAAUAUUCUUCCUACAAAGACCCUUUCACAUACUUUGGGGAAAUUACAAAAUAGCAAGCAUAAAGAACUUAAUUUAUAUACAUACCACAUUGCAUUAACUUUUUUGUCAGCUGGAUGUUAGUGCUUCAUACCUGUAAUCACAGCUUUGCAGGAGGCUGAGAUAGGGAGGAUUGCGGUUCCAGGGCAAAAAGCCUGGACAAAGUAAAACCAAAGGAAAAAGGGCUAGAGGCAUGGCUCAAGUAGAAGAGCGCCUGCCUUCAGGCACAAAGCCCCGAGUUCAAACCCCAGUACCACCAAAAACAAAGCAAAAACGCCUUUUUGGAUUUUGUUGUUGUUUGGGACAAUCUCAAAUGUGUAUCCUAGCCAGGCUGGCCUCAAACUCACAACCCUCCUGCCUCAACUUCCCAGAUGCUGGAAUUGGGCAUGCCACCCUGCCUGGCUCAAGCAGUGUGAUGGCACAAAGUCCAAGCUACUUGGGAAGGUGUGGCUGGACAAUUACUUGAGCCCAAAAAAUUUUUUUUUCAUGUUACUGGGUUUUUAAUUCAGGGCCUCACACUUAGCUUAAGCAGGUGCUCUACCACUUGAGCCACUCCUCCGGCCCUUUUUU
Molecule: messenger RNA, 3310 nt
Organism: Castor canadensis (American beaver)
Lineage: Eukaryota; Metazoa; Chordata; Mammalia; Rodentia; Castoridae
Source: RefSeq, a predicted model, not a curated record